GUCAUGGAUUUGUUGACAUUCGUGGCACAAUGAAACUGCACCAAGAAGCUCAGAAGAAUGUAACGAGCGUCGGGAAAAGGGCGACCUAAAGAAACGAAACAUCAAGACUUUUGGGAUUUGUGAAACAGUUUCGUCAUGUUGCACGUGGAUUUCAGGACACUGAUUCAGCCUAUUGGCAUUGUGCGGAUACUGGAGGUGGUUCUGACUUGCAUCUGCUUUGCAUUGGUGGCGUCAACAGGAGUCCCGAACCAGAGUGUGUCCCAUUGGGCCUGGUGCAUGUUCUGCUGGUGCUUCUGCUGUUUCACAACCCUCCUUAUCCUCGUCCUGGAGUUCACCAGCCUCAACACCAAAGUGCUCAUAUCCUGGGAGGACUUCACCAUGGCCUUUGCUAUGCUGGCCACGCUUAUGAUGGUCACCAUUUCAAUCAUCUUUCCCACGUUCUUCGCCUCCUCCUCCUCCAGCUCCAGGCAGAUCGGGGCAUCCGUGGUGUCCUGGUUGUGUUUCGGACUGUACGCCGGCGAGGUCUGGCUGAUCCACAAAAAACCUGGUGAAAUCAGCGGCUUUCUGUCCACUGUCCCUGGUCUCCUCAAAAUCCUGGAGACCUUUGUCUCCUGCAUCAUAUUCACGUCUUUGAGUCCGGCCGAAUAUACGAGGUCUCCGGGAACGCAGUGGUGCGUGGCCGUCUACUCCAUAUGCUUCAUUUUUUCACUGCUGAUUAUUCUCCUCACCAUUGCCAAGCUGUUGCACGUCUUUCCGUUUUCUUUCGACAAGGCGGUCAUCACCUUCAACAUCCUGGCCGUGGCGAUGUACGCAACCACUGUUGUUAUCUGGCCGCUGUAUGCAUUUGACCAACGCUCACGUCCAAAUAUCUGUAACCACUGUCCAUGGGAUGAUCUGGUGGUGGUGACCUUCAUGACCGUCAUCAACUUCUUGGUAUACACUGGAGACAUGGCCUACUCGGUUAAAAUAGUAUUCUUUACCCAUCAUGAAGAGGGUGGUUAACCCUUCUUUGUUUUCACGUGAGAAAA
This is a messenger RNA of Rhinichthys klamathensis goyatoka, 1028 nucleotides long. Its product is annotated as myeloid-associated differentiation marker homolog. NCBI's taxonomy places the organism in Eukaryota, Metazoa, Chordata, Actinopteri, Cypriniformes, Leuciscidae. The transcript has a single exon. The record is from RefSeq and is a predicted model, not a curated record. Gene Ontology annotation, cellular component: membrane. Bases 136 to 1002 code for a protein of 288 amino acids.